AUGAACGACCUUAAUUUCCGUGUCGCGACCGAAGCGGACGCGCCUCGACUCCAGCAGUUGGUGGAAUCUGCGUUCCGCGCCGAGGACAGCAGAAAAGGCUGGACCGAUGAUCUAGGCCUCUCGGCAAGCUUUCGCCUGGAUGUCCAAGAGAUCUUGGCCAUGAUCACCAAGCCGGACAGUGUCUUUUUGAUGGCCACCGACGAUGAAAAUACGCUCGUCGGCUCAAUCGGGACUUCCAAACGCGACAUAAACCACGCUCAUCUUUUUAUGCUUGCCGUCGAUACAAGCCAACAGCGCGGCGGCGUUGGGAGACAAGUCUUGGCUUACGCUGAAGACUAUUCCCAGAGGACUUGGGGUGUUACCACGCUGGGAUUAAAUGCCCUUUCGAAUCGCCAGCAACUUAUCUCGUGGUAUUCGCGUCGUGGAUACAAAGAAACGGGCGAGACAUCGCCCUUUCCUCGUGAGAAGUUCGCGAACUUGGCGUUACCGGAUGAUCUUUGUUUUGUUGAAUUUGAGAAGGUUCUGGAAUAG
This is a messenger RNA of Penicillium roqueforti, 531 nucleotides long. RefSeq names its product GNAT family N-acetyltransferase. The transcript has a single exon. Bases 1 to 531 code for a protein of 176 amino acids. The record is from RefSeq and is a predicted model, not a curated record. NCBI's taxonomy places the organism in Eukaryota, Fungi, Ascomycota, Eurotiomycetes, Eurotiales, Aspergillaceae. Gene Ontology annotation, molecular function: acyltransferase activity, transferring groups other than amino-acyl groups.